GGUGGCAUGGGCAUCAUCUGAUCGAUGGCACUCCCAAGGACAGAUGCUUGGCACCUUCCUGGCUCCCUACGAUGUCUUGGAUAUAUUUCCUGGAAGUGUACGAAUCGAUGUAUGCUUCCAUGUUGACCGAUCUCCUGCAGAGCUUGCGCUGUUGUUGGCUAUUCUUCAGAAACCGCACGUCGAAGCCGACCACUUUCAUCACGCUGGGCCAGGUGCACGAAUGGACGUCUCCAUUCGCUUCCCCUCCAGCGAUUUAGCUUCGUUGGACAAGGUUCAUCGCUGGAGGUCGAUCUAUGUCCAGGACGGCAACGAUGCCACGGUUUGUGAGAAGACGAGUCGAGUCCGGGCGAUGGCAGACGGGCG
Durusdinium trenchii is the source of this 363-nucleotide messenger RNA. The record is from the annotation of a GenBank genome assembly. Lineage: Eukaryota; Dinophyceae; Suessiales; Symbiodiniaceae.